AUGGCAUCCGUACCCAAGUUCAACAGCCAAUCCACGGCCUCCGAGGUCGCCGCUGCUUUCUCUGAUUCCAUCAAGGGCCGCAACAUCCUCAUCACAGGCGUGGGCCCAGGCGGUCUUUCACAGACGCUGGUCCAAACGCUUGCCGACCACGCCCCCGCCACCCUCUACCUGGCCGGCCGCUCGCCCGCCAAAGUCAACGCCAUCGCCUCCAGCCUGCAAGCCACGCACCCCGCCAUCCAAACGCGCACCAUCCAGGUCGACCUCGCGUCCUUCGCCUCCAUCCGCGCCGCAGCCGCGCAAGUAACCGCCCCGCUGCACCUACUCAUCAACAACGCCGGCGUGAUGAACGUGCCCACGCGCACGCUCUCCGCCGACGGCUACGAGAUGCACCUGGCCGUGAACUACCUCGGGCUCUUCCUCCUGACCAACUUGCUUGUUCCCCGCCUGGCGCUGGGCGCGCGCGUCAUGAACGUCGCCAGCAGCGCGCACACCAUCUCGCCCUUCCGCUUCGAUGACUACAACUUCGACGACGGCAAGGGCGAGCAGUUGCCAGAGGAGCAGCGGCCGAUCAAGGCCGCGCUCGACGGAUUCGGGCUGCCGUACGGCCUGGGCUACGUGCCGCCUGUGGCGUAUGGGGCGUCGAAGACGGCGGUCGUGCUGUAUACGGGGGAGUUGGCGAGGCGGUUGAAGGUGAGGGGCGUGUCUGUUACGUGUGUGAAUCCAGGUCCGAUCGCGACGGAGCUGUGGCGUGAGAUGCCCGAGGAGGUGCGUCAGCAGGUGUUUGCCAACCUGCCGAUGCGGUCGAAGGAGCAGGGCGUGGCGGACUAUCUCGUCGCGGCGUUGUAUCCCGGGCUUUCAGAUGGUGCCUAUGUGGAGAACUGUGAGGAAACGGAUGUGCUUCCUUUCGCGAAGGACGCCAAGCAGGCGCAGCGCCUUUGGGAGUUGAGCGAGGAGCUUGUGCAGGAGAAGUUUGCAUUCUAG
Molecule: messenger RNA, 981 nt
Organism: Lasiodiplodia theobromae
Lineage: Eukaryota; Fungi; Ascomycota; Dothideomycetes; Botryosphaeriales; Botryosphaeriaceae
Product: Retinol dehydrogenase
Exons: 4
Coding region: 1-981 (326 amino acids)
Source: RefSeq, a predicted model, not a curated record